CCUGACAAAUAUGUUAUCGUUAGCUUGGGGUAGAAUUUAACUUCCCUCUUCAACAGACCCUUAAAAUGGCAUGGGUUGGAAGCAUUCAACUUAAAACGACCACCCUCAUUUUUCUGUUGAGUCAUAUUCACCAUUGUUAUGGUGAUUAUUGUUCCUAUUUGAACGGCAGGACAUCUGUGAAUAAGGGCGACUGUACAGAACUGGAACACUGUGUCUCUAAAUUUGACCAGACAGGUCAGUGUCCAGGGAAUCAGUGUGACCCAGGAUGGAUGGGACCAGGAUGUCAGUACGUCAAUCUGGCAUUAAAUCCCCUUAACAGUGAUGAUGUGUUUGAUGGAGACAUGACGACGCACCGAGCAAUACCAUCAGCGACAGUUAACUUAAACGGAACGUUUAUUGUCAACGCUUUCACUAUACACCCAAGGUGGUUCAGUGGCUCGGUGACAGUAACAGACGGACAUCAAAACGUUCUGUUACAAAGUUUCCAGCUGGUCAGUCCCACCAUUGUGUUGCCACGCCCUGUCUUAACAGAUAUAUUAAACAUGCAGUUUAGCUAUUCCAUAGAUAUAAAAGAAAUUGAGGUAUUUGGAGGUAGAGAUGUAGCUCUUUGGAAACCUACAAAUCAGUCUUCAAUAUACUCUGAAGAAAUCUCAAACAGAAUAAUAAAAUUUACAUCUGACAAGGCUGUUGAUGGAAGCGGAAAUGGAAACUUUAGCAAUCAUAGCUGUACACAUACAGCAGUUCGCCUGGGUAUCCAAACAUGGAAUGUGAAUUUAGGGAAAGCAUAUUCCAUCAUAGCCAUCAAGAUAGCUAAUCGAAACGAUAACCAAAAACGCAUAAAUGGAUUUAAAUUAUUUGGAAAGGCGGAAAAUGGAACAAAUCUUGAGAUUUACAUUGAUCCAACUCCUAAUCAUAACCGCAGGGAAAUAGUUCUUGAUUCAACACACAUGCCGGAUGUACCUGUCAGUGCCAUAACUAUAGAGGGACCAAACACUGAUGAAAUGAUCCUGACUCUCUGUGAAGUUUACGUGUAUGCUUGUAUUCCAACAUCAGAAGGAACAGAUCAGUGUAGAAGUUUUUGCCCUGAAAAUUGCCGGUCUGAGUAUUCGUGUAUAAAAGGAUGCCCUGUUUGCCAGGAUGGAUGGAUUGGACAAUAUUGUGAAAAUCCCGUUAUUUGCCAACAGCCAGUUUCUUGGAACACAACCCACAUCUCAACAAACCAAACGACAUACACAUACAAUGAGACCAUUCAAUUUUUAUGUUCUGAGGGAUAUUAUCUGCAAGAAAAUCAAAAGAGAAAAUGCACUAAGGAUGGGCCGCUUGAACCUCCUUUUCCAAAUUGUACAGCCAUCACUUGUCAACAACCAAUUUUUAAGAACUCAACCCAUAUCUUGACAAACCAAACGACAUACAGGUACAAUGAGCCCAUUCAAUUCUUGUGUUCUGAGGGAUAUUAUCUGCAAGAAAAUCAAAAGAGAAAAUGCACAAAGAAUGGACCGCUUGAACCUCCCUUUCCAAAUUGUACAGCCAUUAUUUGCCAACAACCAGUUUCUUGGAACACACCCCACAUCUCAACAAACCAAACGACAUACAGGUACAAUGAGACCAUUCAAUACUUGUGUUCUGAGGGAUAUUAUCUGCAAGAAAAUCAAAAGAGAAAAUGCACAAUGAAUGGACCACUCGAACCUCCUUUUCCAAAUUGCACAGAGGUCAUAUGCAGAAUUCCAGCUUUUGAACAAAAGGAGAUACUCAUUCUAACUAACGAAACAGAUCAUAAAUACAAUUCAACCAUACAAUUUGAAUGCAAACAAGGAUUUAGCUUGAAAGGAUCACAAAAGGCCACAUGUCAUCAAAAUGCAUCUUUUUGGUUCAUUGACGGCACACCAAAAUGUGAAGAGGUCAUAUGCAGAAUGCCAGAUUUUGAACAAAAGGAGAUAAUCAUUCGAACAGACAAAACAGAUCAUAAAUACAAUUCAACCAUACAGUUUGAAUGCAAACAAGGCUUUAGCUUGAAAGGAUCACAAAAGGCCACAUGCCAUCAAAAUGCAUCUUUUUGGUUCAUUGAUGGCACACCAAAAUGUGAAGAGGUUAGAUGUAGAACUCCAACACUUCAACAAAAGGACGUAAUAAUUAUGCCAAACAAAACAAGCCAUAAAUACAAUUCAACCAUACAAUUUGAAUGCAAAAGGGAUUUUCGCUUGAAAGGACCACAAAAGGCGACAUGUCAACAAAAUACAUCGUUUUUGUUUUUUGGCGGUACACAACCGGAAUGUGAAGAAAAAGACGAUUCUCUCUCAGAAGCAGUUGUCGCGGUGAUUUCCGUAGUGAGCUUGGCUGUGAUUGCAGUAGUUGUUAUUGUUGUAAUCAUUGUGUUAAGAAAAAGAACAACAAAGAAACCAGAUUCAAAAUAUUAUAAAAACGACGCUUUAUCUCUUGAUGACAUCGACCAUCAAUAUGCAGAAGUUAACGCAAACAGAGCAAAGAAAAAUAAAGACGCAUCAAAACAAGUGCAAGCAUUAAACGAGCAGAGAGAUACUUAUUACAACAUGAACAGUUCAGACGCUGAUAAGGCUAAGCAAGCUAGACAAGAAGUCUACUACGAAUUCUCGCCUGUGUGUCGGCCAUCCGGAACAGCGAUUCCUGUCUCUGAGUUCAAAAAUUACGUGGAGAGUAAAAAAGGAAAUCAGGAUUUUUUUGCAGAACAAUUUAAGAAGUUUUAUACGGGCCUACAAUUCCCUGCAACAGCUGCUGUGGUGCCAGGAAAUAAGUCAAAAAAUAAGUACAAGAAUAUAUAUCCAUAUGAUGAAACACGAGUACUCUUGACGAUUGAAAAGGGCAGUUCGGAUUCAGACUUUAUUAAUGCAUCUUUUAUACAUGGAUUUGGUAAUGUUAAAUCGUACAUUGCAGCGCAAGGUCCGUUGAUCAACACUAUAGAUGACUUCUGGUGGAUGGUGUGGAAUGAGAAAUGUGACAAAAUUGUUAUGCUUACCAAUCUUGUUGAGGAUGACAAAGUCAAAUGUAUUCAGUACUGGCCAGACUCUGAUACGAUGGAUACUAGAAAUAUGAAGCUUGAACUGGUGGUUAGCGAGUCUUUUGCAGACUUCACAAUUCGCACGUUUAAUCUUAUAAAUGGUAAGGAGAGCAGAACAAUACGACAAUUUCAUUUCACUGCCUGGCCGGAUAAAGGAGUACCGGCAUAUGCCUCGUCGCUUGUUCACUUCCAUUCUAAAGUCAUUCAUACACCGGGAACUCUGAAGGGGCCUAUAGUUGUUCACUGCAGCGCUGGAAUAGGUAGGACCGGUACAUUCAUAGCAUUGAACUACCUCGUCCAACAAGCCAAAGAAUCAGGAUACGUCGACGUGUUUGAAUGUGUAGAGACUUUGAGACGUCAACGAUUGAACAUGGUUCAAACCCUGGAACAAUAUAAGUUUUUACAUAAUGCAACUCUAGAGGCUCUCAUGUGUACUUCAUCAGACCCUUCAGCUUCAAAAUUUCCUCAAAUAUACGAAGAUUUGUUCAAAGUAGAUGUCGAAACCGGAAAACGAAAUAUUGAUUUGAAUUUUGAGAACCUUAAUGUAGCUUUAUCGACAUUACCCGAAUCCGCCUACAGCAUGGCCAAAAUCUCUACAAACAGAAAGAAAAACCGAUACAGUAAUAUCUUACCAGUUGAUUCUGAGAUGCCUGAAAUUCGGGAUGAAGAAAACAACCCUAUUUACAUCAAUGCAGUUUUUUUACCGGCCUACAAGAGUAAGCGUUCUUUCAUAGCUACACAGAUGCCUCUCAAAGACACAGUUGUAGACUUUUGGCGACUUCUGUAUGAACAGGAAGUAUCAACCAUUGUCAUGUUGAAUCAAUGCAGCUCAGACAAACCUAAAGAGAAUAUCGGGAAGUAUUGGCCACCAGAUUUGAAUGCUGUUUCUGAGUUUGGCCCUUUUCGGGUAACUAAGAAAAGCUUUACAGAAGGGAAAGAUUUUACCAUAGUUGACCUUUGUUGCCACAAAGAGGGACAAAACGAGGAUGAGAGAAAACUUCGACUAUUUCAAUGCCAUUUCUGGCCAGAUUCUUCAACUGUUCCAACUUCGGUUUUGUCAUUUUUAAAGUUGAUCAACGACGUGGAACUGCAUCAUGACCGGAACAACUCUGGUCCCCUCGUUGUCCACUGCAUGAAUGGAGCCGAAAAGAGUGGGUUGUUUUGUGUCAUGCAGGUUGUUUUGGAAAGGAUGAAGAUAGAACAAGAUGUAGCUAUACAUCACGUGAUUCAACAGAUACGCAGUAUUCGACCAAGCAUGAUUCCGAAUUUGGAACAGUUCAAGUUCUGUCACCAUGUUGUUUUGGAAUUUUUGAAACAGUUUGAUGAUUAUUCCAACUUCCAGUAGACAUUUAUACAGAAACUUGUUUAUAUUGCUGAAAUCACGUUUAUCAAUGUUAUAGCAGUGUGCCAUGUACAUACACUUUUUCUAUUUUUAUAUGUGUAUAGAAUAAAAAAAAAGUUUCGCAAAUUCUUCAUGAAAUAGGAGGACGCUUAAACAUUUUAAAUACGCAUGCAGUUGUAGAUAUAGUGAAAAAAGUAUAAAAAACUUUAAAAUUUUAAAGUAUUGCAAGUGGCAAGUUUUUUCUGCCUUUAAUUUUGUACCUAAGCUUUAAGGGUGUUAUAUACUCAGGGUUUGAGUUCUCAAAUUCCGAUUGUUAUAAAGUUUAAUGUAAUGAGUAAAAUUGGUUCUAAACAUAAAAAGUAUUUAUGAAAUGAAUUAUUAUUGACAAAACAAUCAAUAUUUUAGCCAAACAGGAAAUUCGAACUAAAUUUUGCAGAUUCUGUUUUCUGCUAAAGGUUUUUGGCAGUAGUCUAACAUUAAAAGUUAGGAUAUUAUAUUUAAGUAUAUGUAAUUUUGCAUAUUUUCCGUUGGUUUUACCUCACUUAUUCAUCAAAAUAAUCUUAUGGCAAGAAUUAUAAAAAUAUUGAAAAAUCCUUGAAAACGAUAAAAGACAUCAAAAUGUUGAUCAUUGACCUCAUAUAAAUUUGAUGCCAUCAGAAUAAUGUCAGUAUAAGUAGUUCAAUACUAUAAUUGUUUUUGUAUUGUCAUCAUUCAAUUUUUUGUAAAACUGGAUCAAAAAUAGAUAGGGAUUAUAAAACUGAUAGAGGAAAUUCGGACUGGAUUGUUUCUUAAAAUUGUUGCUGAAAUCUUGCUGCUGUGUACUUAUUUAGUGCUACUACCAUUCAUAAACUGUAUUUUAUUGUUUAAAGUGUUUUAUUAUUUGUAAUAUUUUUAUAAUUAAGAAAAUCUCAAUCGUAGUGUAAAAUUAUAUGGGAUUUUUCUUGAUUUUUCAAUAAAUAUUCAAUAACCAUUAACUCAAAAAGUAGGUCAUUGACCUACUUUUCUGAAAGUGAAAAAUAACAUCCUUAAUAAAAAUUAAUACUUUGUAUAAAAAUAAAAUGUUAAGAAAAGUAGAUUUUCAUGUUUAAGGGAGUUAGUUUUUCAUCAAUAUCUUUUUGCAAUUCCUCACAGUAAAAGUGGUAAGAAUUUGUGCACAAAUUAUUCAUGAAAAACAUGACAAUAUGUUUAAAACAAAAAAAAGCUACAUGUACAUGAAAAGCAUGAAAUAUUUACAUCUUAAACAAUUUACAAAAAAGCCCCAAUAGUAUUUAUAGGACUUUUAAAAAAACAAACCGGGGCACAAGGAGAGAAAUGCUACAAAGUAAUUACAAAUAAUAUAAAUUUACAGGAUGUUAGCCAUUGUUAAGUAAAACAUUUCUUUUAUUCUGCGGAAAGGGUGUCCUUAAUAAGGCUUAUUUUUCAGUGUUGUCGACAGUAACUCAUCCUGACAUUCACCUAAUUAUUCAUUCAAUAAUUAAACUGUUGCUAUGCCUUUCGGUUUUCUUCAGUAUUUGCUUAUUAGUUGUCUUUAUUUACUUGAAGAGCAACAUACUUAUUUAAUUUGGUAGAAUGCUAUGAGACUUCCAAAGCUUUCCUUCUCCGUUAAACUUGACAACUGACAUGGAAAAAGAACUGUUUAGAUAUUACAUGUAAUUUAACAUAAAUUCUUCAAAAAUUCAACUCCUCAUUUUGAUUUUUUAUUUAUGUUAAAUUUUAUUAUAAUUAGUAUAUAAAUUGUUGCACAUUGACCUAUACGUUUUAUGAAUUAAAAACUAUACCCAAAUAAUUCAAAAUCAUAUUUUAGGAACACGUAUAUAUUUUAAUAUAAAGAAUAAACAUAAGACAUUUGAUUUUUCUUCUAAAACUAAUUUGAUCAAUAAUUUUUUUUAUGUGUUGAAUAGAACUAUGUCUACUCAGAGAAUGUCAAUUUAGGUGAAAUUAUGCGCAAUGGUAUAUUUUGAUACAUUUGUUCAGUUUAUGUUACUAUUUGUAUCUGUUUCUUAUUGUCUCGACUUCGGAGGAAUAAAUCCUUCAAACUGAACAUGUACUCAACGAUAUACUUAAUCUUUAAUACAGUACACAUUAUAGCAAGCAAUAAUUUUCACAACUUUUAACGAAAAAAAAAUGCCACUCAAUGAUAUUUUAACUUAUAUAUCAUAUUUUCACUUUUGGUGAUUCAUGCGGAAUAUGAAGGUGGCGAUAUUGCAGGAAAAAUGCAUAACCCGCGAAGAAAGCAUUUUGUUUAUAUUUACAUUUUUCUAUUAAUAAAUUGAUUGUAAAAAGUUUGUAAAAUUAACUUAAAUACUGUUAAUGUACAUCAGUACUUUAAGGGUACCUGCAGUUCCGGUCAAUGUUUGAUAUCAUAGAGAUCUAUGUGAAAAAAAACAUCAUCCUGAAAAUUUCAAUCAAGCUGAUUUGGCGGGAUGUGAUCUGUGACGUCACGGGGUCAACACCACUACAUGCGAAACAAGAAAAUCGAUGUAUGAGAACUAUUUCUUAUCUUGCAUUGUUUUAUCGUUGUAUGAAUAGUUGUUUCUGGUUUUUUGUAUUUCUUUAUCAACCAUAGAUGACUAAAUAUACCGUACUGUU
Molecule: messenger RNA, 6962 nt
Organism: Magallana angulata
Lineage: Eukaryota; Metazoa; Mollusca; Bivalvia; Ostreida; Ostreidae
Exons: 31
Coding region: 66-4376 (1436 amino acids)
Biological process (GO): protein dephosphorylation
Molecular function (GO): protein tyrosine phosphatase activity
Source: RefSeq, a predicted model, not a curated record